Molecule: messenger RNA, 459 nt
Organism: Darwinula stevensoni
Lineage: Eukaryota; Metazoa; Arthropoda; Ostracoda; Podocopida; Darwinulidae
Source: the annotation of a GenBank genome assembly
AUGGCUCCGAUCGAACAAGCAACUGUUCGCCCCAUCGUCUACUACGAGUACCUCCAAGGACACUCUGCGAGAGCCGCCGCGGACAACAUCUGCGCUGCAUUCAAGGGCAACGUCGUCCACCAUUCCAUGGACGGGAAAGAUACUGAGGGCGGUUCAGCGCGAGAGACGAAGGACGAGGAAAGCCAACGCUGUCACGCGAACGUGCCCGAUACAUUCGUGCCAUCGGUGCAUGCUGAAGCCAAGGCUCUCGCGGAACCGAAAGGAAUUCAAACGGGGCCCUCGUCCAGGCAAAGUGGGAGUGAUUAUGGUGAAGCGGUGGAGGGAUUCUUUGAGGGGUUAUUUGAUGUAGCCGGCGUGGCUGCCAUUGGAGCUGCAAUAGCCAGGUCCGGUGAUGGUGCUCCUGAGAUGCCUUCGAGGGAUUCCUUAUCAAGACGUCUGCAAGAAACCAACAUCGAAUGA